AUCUCCAUAGCUUCCCCCCCAUCCUUUUCGUGCAUCAUUCUGCAUCCAUCAGGCGCACUGACAGCAGUCUUUGGACCGGUAGUUCCGCCAGAAGAAAUGGUGGAUACUGAUCACUCAGUCACACUUGCUUUGUUGCCUUCCUUACUUGGUGCCUUGUGCGUUUGUUUUUGGGUAAUGGAUAUUCCCUUUCUGUAUUUUUAUUAUUACUUAAUUAGUUUUCUUCGUAGGCCAGAAUUCUUCAUUUACCCAUUUAUUUUGUUUUCCUUUUCUUCUCUCUCUCUACCGUUUCUUCUUCGCCUUAUACUUUGUAUGUAUGCUGGGAAAGUUAAAAAGGAGGGGAGCAUAAUUCUUGGUGAACGAUAUUGAGUUGUCAGUCCCUAUUAGUUAGUUAGACCCGGGGGCUCUAAGAUUUAGUUCCCAGUGUUAGUGUUUCGUUGGCUUAGCAUUAAGAAUUC
This is a messenger RNA of Aspergillus piperis CBS 112811, 455 nucleotides long. RefSeq lists its product as uncharacterized. The record is from RefSeq and is a predicted model, not a curated record. NCBI's taxonomy places the organism in Eukaryota, Fungi, Ascomycota, Eurotiomycetes, Eurotiales, Aspergillaceae. The coding region runs from base 97 to 366 and encodes 89 amino acids. The transcript has a single exon.